This is a messenger RNA of Pungitius pungitius (ninespine stickleback), 5043 nucleotides long. It is a transcript of the gene tmem201, whose product is annotated as transmembrane protein 201. Gene Ontology annotation, cellular component: nuclear inner membrane. Bases 100 to 2052 code for a protein of 650 amino acids. Gene Ontology annotation, biological process: nuclear migration along microtubule. The record is from RefSeq and is a predicted model, not a curated record. The transcript has 11 exons. Lineage: Eukaryota; Metazoa; Chordata; Actinopteri; Perciformes; Gasterosteidae. Gene Ontology annotation, molecular function: lamin binding; actin filament binding.
UGGGCGUGAACAAAAGGGAUCGCUCGCCGCGUGCGCUCUCGCGCCGUGUUUAUCGGCAUCGAGUCCUAACCUUACAAUUUGUCCCUGAUUGCAGCAGAAAUGGAGGCGUUAAACCAGCUUCUGUUGGAGUAUCCUGAAAUAAUGUACAGUGGAGUCGGAGCUACGGCGUCUGUCGCCGUCGGAGCGCUGAUAUACAAAUUUGCCACCCGAAAGAAGCCGACUCACGCAGACGUGAACUGCUGGUUCUGUAAUCAGAAUUCUGUGGUGCCCUUUGGAAACAGGAACUGCUGGGACUGUCCCAGUUGUGAUCAAUACAAUGGCUUCCAGGAGAAUGGCGAUUACAACAAACCCAUCCCAGCUCAGUACAUGGAGCAUCUUAACCACGGAGUAUCUGGUAGCCUUCCCUCCACCACCAACGCACAGCAAGGGGUUACCAGUCAGAUGCUCUUGUGCAGAAAGUGCAUAAAGAACCAGACGGUUGUAAUAAAGCAGUUGGCCUCAUUUGUCCCACGGGAUGAUGAGAACUACGAUGAGGAAAUCGAGGCGUACAAGCACCACCUGGAGCAGACCUAUAAGCUUUGCAGGCCGUGUCAGACAGUGGUAGAAUACUACAUCAAAUAUCAAAACCGGCAACUUCGUACCGUGCUCCUCAACCAUCCGCUUCGACGGAGUGGAGAAUCCGACAAGGGCUUCAUAAAGAGCUCCUAUUCUGUGUCAUCUCCCAUUGGGGUCGUACUCUUACGAACCCUUGCCUUCCUUAUAUGUACUUUCCUAGUUGCUACAUCUUUGUGCGACUUGCCAUACCAGCCCGCAUCGCUGAGUGCCCCACAGACAUUAAGUGGUGGGGUGACUCCUCCAAAGCCUAAACCUCACAACGAGUCCAGCCCCAACAAUGAGAGCGCUGAGGCUGUGCCCGCAUGGCAGGCUCUGCUGGAGCUGCUCCCAGACAAGCUCAUAGAAAAUACAAAGCUGGUUUGGCACCGUGGAAAGGACAACAGGUUGGCCGUGGUGUCCGUUGGCCUGCUGACUUGUCUCACUGCAAUCGUCUUCGCAGGACCUGUGAGGUUGAGGAGAAUUGAUGCUGUCGCUUCUGUCCUGUGGCUCCUCAUCCUGAGCCUCCACAUGGCUGAGGGCUACUUGACUGACGCCUCGGGCUGGAUGGACACGGCCAAGCUCGGUGCCGCCUCCCUCUGCUGCCUGGUCAGCUGCGCCGCUGCCCUGGCAACUCGCAAACCACUGGGCCCGAGAAGAGCGAGAUAUCGAAGAUACCUCGCAGGCAGCGCUGCUGUCCCGCCCCCUCCGCUCUGUCAGGACCCGGCGGACUCCUUCGUCCUGACCCCGCCGCCCAACCUCUUUAAGCUCAUCAACCGCCAACAGGGUCCUUACGAGCGCAAAGCUUCCCCCACCUCUCUGCCCGGGCGCCUCAGCAAGGCACUCUGUCUGGGCACCAUGCCGUCGCUCAGCAGGACAGAUUCCGGUUACCUGUUUAGCGGAAGCAGGCCCGCCUCACAAUACAAAGACUCCCCUUCCUCAGAUUACUUUUCACUGAUGUCCGGGAGCCGCCCGUCCUCCCCUGGCCCCUCUCCCACUCCUUCAGUAGCUGGCUCGGUGACCUCCAGCUCAGGUUCUGCCAGACUUCGGCGCCCCCUCAUCAGCCCGGCUCGCCUCAACAUCAGCGGUCGGAAGCUGCGGCUGUUCGCGACGGAGCCGGAACCCUCUCUCGCGUCCCCGUCGGUGUCGUCGUCACAUUUCCACGUGAAGUCGGCCUCCUCCGUUUGCAGUGGGCACUUUUCACCCGACGCAUCACCCUUCCAAAGCCACAAUGAUUUGAGUUCCUUUUUGAGGGACGGCAGUAUGAUCGAAGAGGAAGAGCGGCGAGGCAGCUCCUCGGAGUCCUCCGCGUGCCUCGUUGGGACUACUACACAGGGACCCGAGAACAGCCCUCCUCCCAAAGGUUUAAUAAAACGGUUUGUCUGGCCGGGCCUCUUGCUGGUCAGCCUGACGUCCAACCUGUUUGUCGCCUGCCUCUACAUGUACCACAACUGGAGAUGAAGCGUGGAUGGCUCUGCUGCUUUUCUCAACUGCGCAGAGUGAGUUGGCGUCUGACCUUUGACAUCCAGGGUGCGUGUGUCGACCUGGAGGCCAUUAAGCCAUGUCAGGAACCAUCAGAUUUCUGCACGCCACUUGCGGUUUGCUGGUGCUAAGGGAAUUACAGACGUCUGGCUGACGGAUUUUUAAAAGCGAACCUCCCAUCUGCUUGGAGGAAUGUGAAAAAACGUGUGGGGAAAUCAAAUGUAGCUUUAUUGUGAUUCGAGACUUCUUCUUUUUUUUUUUUUUUUAGGGGUUGGGGUGGGUCGUAGGGUUCUGGCCUGGAUCUGGGUUUGUCUUUUGGUUUGUCACUGCUCCUCUUGCACGAAGGCAGGCACAUGUUUAAUUGAAUUACGUGGCUCAAUUGCAGCUGCGCUGAGGCUCUAAAAUGUGCAAUAAACAUCCUGUUCAGAUGAUGCUGCUUGGACGCAGAGGUUCACGUCUUGUCGACUGAUGCUGAUCGUGAUGAGUGCUUCACUUCUCCAGACUGAAUGACAUUUCUGGUCCUCCAAAUGAACCAGAACUCAUUCAUUAAACAGCAUGUUGUGUGGUGGUGCGCACAGUGUUUUGUAUUUUGGAAAAUCUUUACAAAUCUUUCCUUUUAACAUCAUGAUUUCACAGCAUUUCACUAUUGUUCUGUUCACUACAGUUUACAGUAAACCUUUAUUCAAUGAUUUUAUGGUGUUUUGUAUCUCAUACCAAGGGGACUGUCACAAUCAUUCACUACAGAAAUGGUUCUCUUUCAUCAACCCUUUCUUCUGCUUUUCCAGGUUGUUAGGGGCAACACUCCGAAAGUCAAAGUGCAAUAUAUAUAUUUUUUAAAUCCCGCUCACACUUGCAUAGAAAUGGCACAGGGGUUGAAGAUACAUUUUUAUUCCAAACUGAGCUGUGAACUGAUAUAUAGAAACAUUUUCUGAUAAAUAGUUGGCAAAAAUCUUUAAACUUUGCAGUCAAACGCACAUUCAAUUUUAAUGGGUUUGCACUAGUUUCUUUCUGAAAAGUAUUUCCACUUUUUGGGGUUUGUCUUGUAUUUUGAAAUGUGAUUUGAAAUUGUUGUUUUUAAGUUGAAGAGCACAGUGUGUGUGUGUGUGUGUGUGUGUGUGUGUGUGUGUGUGUGUGUGUGUGUGUGUGUGUGUGUGUGUGUGUGUGUGUGUGUGUGUGUGUGUGUGUGUGUGUGUGUGUGUGUGUGUGUGUGUGUGCGCUUGCGUGUGUGUGUGUGUGUGCGCGCUUGCGUGUGCAUGACAAGAGUUACAAAAAGUUGUACAUUUUAGACAAAAGAAUUAGAAAUCCCUUAGUUCGCCUGUGUUGCUUUUGGUGCGAGAAUGUCAGGCUUUCGGGUCUUUUAUUUUGACAUGUUCAGUGUUGUACUGUUGAAUGGAAACACACUUGAUUUUAGACUGGCCAAUUUGAAUUUUUGUUAAUUGAAUGUGUCUAUUUAAACUUAGCCAAAGUAAAAAUGUAACCAUGUUGAAAUGAUUUUUUGGUGUUUUUCUAACAUUGUCACAUACAGAAUCCCAACAUCUGCAUCCACCCCCUGGGAGUCAUGCCAAUACACUGAAAAAUACUAAUAUUAACACUAAAUGAAAAAUAUACUUUUAAGGAAUUGAAUAUUAAAUGAAGAAUAUAGCCAUGUGGUAAAAUUAAAUGUAUUUAUGUAAUAAAACAAGCUAUAAUUAACCAAGCCCUUAGUGCUAAAGCUGGACUUUCCCAACUUCAAAUGAACCAGCAGCUGUGUGCAGGGGGAGACAGCUAGAAGAUAUGGAAAGACUUACUUAAACAGAGGCUGCUGCUGCUUCUUGUAGCUUUAAGUCAUUCAGACCCCUGUGAACGGUGCCGGAAACCGACUCGGCCUUAGCAGGAACGCUGGAGAGCGUUUCAAAGUCCUUGGACCCUAAAUUAAUGAAUAAAGGUUGCCGAGUUGUUGUUUCAACAUUGACCGGUUGGGAAAGCCCCCCUGCAGGGCCGAUCCAUGCAGCGACAUCCUUACAAUUCGAUCAAACUGUCUGACAUGUAUGAAUGUUUUGUGGAUUGUUACUAGGCAAUUUCAUCCUCCCGUUCUCAUACGAAAUGAUCAAUUUCAGUUUUAGCGUUUUGUUCCGUAGGGCCUCACAGGGGUCUGAGAAGUGUAGUGAUGUCUAUUAGAGUAACUUAUGUUGAAUGUAUGGCAGUUUUCCAUCAUGUAUAUUUUUGGAUUGGUUUUCUGUGUGAAAUUGUGUGUUUUCAUGUUGUAGAUCUUUGGUGCUGUGAUGUGAUAAUUAUGCAAUGUCUUUUAGUUGGAUGCCAUGAUUGAAGAAAAGGUCUCUUGUCUUGUAAGUAACUGGAUGAAGGUCUACGUACCUACGCCAGGUCGCUAAAUAUAUCUGAAUAUAAGUGUUUUUCUUUCUAACAAAGUCUAAAAUUGUUAACAGUUUUAAUUAUUUGAUUUUGGAACGCCAAAUGACCUGACUGGGAGAGAGACAAGUCCGUCACAUUGCUCAGGCUAUUUCUGAACAAUAGUCAUUUAAAAUAAUUUAUUCGUGAAAUUGGGCAGCGAGAAGGACCCCGUGUCUGCGUGUGUUCCCUCCGGCACUCUGGCUUCCUCCCACAGACCAGACGUGCUCUGGUGAUUGGGUUGAUCCACUCGGUGUGUGCAUGUGAGUGUGAGUGGUCGUUAGCGCGUCAGUCUUGCGAUUGGUUGGCGACCGUCUCUCACCCGAUGUUAGCUGGGAUUGACUCCAGCCCCCUCCCCCCCCCCCCCCUAUACAUGUACUAGAAAAUAAACCAUUGACACCUUCCUGUUAAUCUGACAUAAGUCGUUACGAAUGUCCUUUUCACAAAUUGAUCAAUUGACCAAAAUCAUUCCAACUGUGCAACAAGCUAUUUAAAGGUGUGCAAGGGGUUAUACUCUGAACUAAUAAUUUACAAAUGGAUGUCUCCUCAUGUCAUUAAAGGUCAGCUGUGAUAAAUAUCUAAUUC